Molecule: messenger RNA, 3809 nt
Organism: Closterium sp. NIES-65
Lineage: Eukaryota; Viridiplantae; Streptophyta; Zygnematophyceae; Desmidiales; Closteriaceae
Source: the annotation of a GenBank genome assembly
AUGGCAGAGCAGCAAGUGAGGAAGCUGUGGGAAGAACAUCCAGAGCUGAAGGGGGAAGACAUGGGAAAAGAAGCCAUGAGAGGACCCGAGGCGGAUGUGAGGAGCAUACCAGCAGAGGCGGCGUGUAACCAGGGGCAAGGUGACCUAUGGUUCGCUCUAUGGGAAGGUCUGGUGAGGGACCCGGCCAAGAAGCAGGAAGAAGCAGCGAGGGAGAGCAAGGAAGAGGGGGAAUGGGAGUGCCUGACAACAGGAGAAGGACUGGAGCAUACAGUGGGAGAUGCGAUGAGUAAGAAAGAACAAAAGGCCGUGAAGACAGUAAAGGGGAUUAAGGGAGAGACAUGGGAAGAUGAGUCGAUGGAGCCAGCAACACAGGUGCUGAUAGAACCAGCGGGAAUGAGAGAGAUUGCACUGAGCGAGAGGCAGCACGCGUGGGUGGCAUACGACGGCACAUCCCAGUCACUGGAGGUCUAUCUGGGCGGCAGCGACGGCAUAAAGCCCGAGGAGCCGGUGCUGCGGGCGUCGCUUGAUCUUGUGGCUGUCAUUGGUGCCACGUCAGCAUCUGUGGGGUUCACAGCUGGCACGUGGUGGUGGGGAUGUGGCGACACGGACGACCACCACCUCAUCCAUUCCUUCGCAUUCAACACUGUGUCCCCCGGGUUCCUGCCGGCAGCACAGCCCACACAGGCGCCCACCUGCGAAACCACCGCCUCCUCUCUGCACUGCACUGGCUUCGCCGGCUCCACCCCCUUUGACCUCAAUGGCUACGCGCAGCUCGGCCCGGCGCCGCACUUCCCGCUCUGGCUCGACUCGUAUGAUUCUGUCGGCUCUGCGCUCUCCCUCGCGCCCCUCUCCCUCCUCACCGCUUCCGCCCGCUCCUCCGCCUUUGAAGCCGCCUUCUCCUUCACCUUCCUUGCUGAUGCCUGCGCUGCUAUCCCGGUGACGGGUAGAGGAUUCACCUUUGUGCUCACCAGCGGCCCAGCAACUGCUGUCGGACCACAAAACGCAAGUUCCCUGGGCUAUGGGUCAGCAGGAGGCGCGUUCCUCAAGAGUGUGGCAGUGGAGUUCCGCCUGUGCCCCAUACCCUGUAUAGCCGUCUCCUCUAAGGGAGUCGUGGCGGGAGACGGUUGUGCUGGAGCCGAGUUCUACACUGUUCUGCCCCCAGAGAAGGCCUUCCCACUCAACACCCAGCAGUACGCCUGGGUGAGCUACGAGGGGGCCUCUCAGACCCUCAACGUGUUCCUUGGGGGAUCGUCCAAGGUCAAGCCAGGUGUACCAAUGCUCACUGCCCACGUGGACAUUGAAACCAUCCUCGGUGCCACGUCAGCGUCCGUGGGGUUCACAGGUGGCACGUGGUGGGGGCAGGAUAUGGCGAGUGAACGACACAUCAUCCACCAGCUCAGCUUCGUGGGAGGAACUUUCCUGGAAACGACCAACGUAACGGCAGAGCUGACGAGCGCCUUUGCAUACUCCAACGAAACGGAUCUUUCCCUCUUCACCACCACCACACCCUUCACCACCACUCCCACCACCACCACCACCGACACCACCACCGCCACCACAACCACCGCCACCUCUUUCUCAUCUACCGAUGCUCUUGCCACCAUCGGAACAGCCGGGGGGGCGGCGGUGCUGUCAGAGUUGUCUCCCGAUGCCACGCGCGGCACAGUGGAGUUCCGCUUCACCGCCACCACCGCCUCGGGGCCGCAGUCCUUUGUGGGGCGCCGCCGCAUCGUUGCUUCCCGCCCCGUGGUGCGAGCACACGUGUACGUGUGCAACAUGGAGGAUCGACCCAUGGCUGACGUGGCAGUAACGGCACGCAUCACCUACCCCAACGGCACCGACGCCUCGCACUGCUUCGUCUUCAGCAACCCGCUGCUGCAGGGGAUUGACGACGUCAGCGGUGCAGGCACCCUCCCUCCUGCCACAUCAGCGGGCGUUGAUUGGCUGCUCCUCGCUCUGGACUGCGCCGCGCCUGCCACUCCCACCAACUUCAAGUUCGCCAGCACCCUGCACUACGUCCUGCCUGCAUCAUCAUCCACGUCAUCAUCCACUGCGACUGCCACGUCAGCACCAGCAUCCGAACCAGCGCCAGUGGUUAAGAAGGUGGAGCUGACGAGUGUGCGAGUGACGGUGGUCCCUUCACCCAAGCUGCAAGUGCACUACUUUGUGCCCCGCCACGUGCAAGGAGACGACCUCACCACUCCUCAGGUGGAGGCACCAGUGCCAGUGACGCUAGCAGCACUCUUCCACAACUCGGGUCACGGCACAGCUGCUGCUGUCGCCACACAGUCACUGCUGCCCACCGUUGCCACCACCACCACCACCACCACUGCCGGCGCACCUGCCGCUGCUGACGUGGGCACUACUACUACAACGGGUGACACGAGCAGCGCGGCAAUGAGUUUCAGCAUCACCAGCACAGUGCUGGGCAAUGAACCGCAGCCGGCAUCGUUCUCUGUGAAGGUGGGCAGCAUCCCUCCAUCUGCUACAGCCAUGGUGCGCUGGACCAUAGAGGCCAGCCACACAGGAACAUUCGAUACAGUCACCACCACCAACACCACCUCCUCCUCCCCACUCACCGGCCUCUCCCCCAUUCUCGAGUCGGUUGACAUUCACAACCUCGUGCACGUCGUCUAUCUGCCCGACGCUGCUUCAGACGACGGGCUGCCGGAUUUCCUGGUGGACGACAAUGGGGACGAGCAGCCGGAGGCCAUCUACAGCAGCGCUGGUAACUGCGUGCUGCCCGUAACCGCCGUGCCUUCCGCUGCUCUCGCGCCUGGCCGCCUGCUCUUCACCAGCGAAACCCGCGCCAAGCUCACUGUCACUGUGGACUGGUCUGCCUUCCCACCAGCGGCAGCAGGAGGGUGGGCGCACAUGUCAUUUGCCUCGCAGCUGCCAUCGCACUGCUGGAAUCUCACCGCUGCUCUCCGAUCCAACGGCUCUCAGCUGCCCGUGCCCUUCAACGCCUGGUCCUCCUUCUCCUCCCCCGGUGCUCCCACUGGCACCGCUGCUGCCCCUGCCCCUGCCACUUCAACUUCCACCGCCCCUGCUUCUUCCCCCCCUGCUUCACUUUCUUCUGACACCACUCACAUUCUCGACUUUGUCUCCUCCCCCUCCUACACUCUCUUCUUCUCUUACUUUGAUCAGACCCUCUCCUUCCCCCACCUCUCCCCCUGCUUCCAGGCACCCCCCUCGGCCACCUCCAAACCCCUCUCCUCCCCCCCGUCCCCCUCCAAAUCCUUCUCCCCCUCCCCGCCCCCCUCCAAGCCCCCCCAAACCCCCUUCUCCUCCCCCUCGCCCUCCCCCGAACCCCCCACCAAAGCCCCCCUCACCACCACCCCCCAAACCCCCGUCUCCCCCACCUCGCCCCCCGCCCAACCCUCCCCCGAACCCACCCCCUCCGAAGCCCCCAUCCCCUCCCCCUCGCCCUCCCCCACGCCCGCCCCCGAGUCCCCCACGCCCGCCCCCACCCCCCAGGCCUCCUUCCCCCCCGCCUCGCCCUCCCCCACGCCCGCCCCCAAGUCCCCCACGUCCGCCCCCACCCCCCAGGCCUCCUUCCCCCCCGCCUCGCCCUCCCCCCCGCCCUCCCCCAAGCCCGCCCAAGGUUGUCUAGGACGCUCCGCUUACAUCGCCACGCCCAUUGGCAAAGGCAUCCGGCUAUGGCAACCCCCUGACAUUGCCCCACACCCUCACCACACCACGCACAUCCCUGGGAUGGGAACGCCAGGCCCGACCAACCGUUCCUCUGGCUUCUGUUUCACCCACUCCCUAUUUGCAAACUUUGCCCUCUUUAUCUGUAGGAAAAAGGA